This is a messenger RNA of Mauremys reevesii (Reeves's turtle), 4590 nucleotides long. RefSeq names its product microtubule associated serine/threonine kinase like (gene MASTL). Gene Ontology annotation, biological process: peptidyl-serine phosphorylation; intracellular signal transduction. The transcript has 12 exons. NCBI's taxonomy places the organism in Eukaryota, Metazoa, Chordata, Testudines, Geoemydidae. Gene Ontology annotation, cellular component: nucleus. The record is from RefSeq and is a predicted model, not a curated record. The coding region runs from base 37 to 2748 and encodes 903 amino acids. Gene Ontology annotation, molecular function: ATP binding; protein serine/threonine kinase activity.
CAGGGAGCGGUCAGUCGGAGAGCGCGGAGCCGCGCGAUGGGGACAGUGGAACCCGCGGCUGAGGAGAGGGGCCCCGCGCGGGUGAAGCGCAUCGCGGUGCCCCAGCCGCCCUCCAUCGAGGACUUCACCAUCGUGAAGCCCAUCAGCCGCGGCGCCUUCGGGAAGGUCUACCUGGGCCGCAAGGGGGGGAAGCUCUACGCUGUCAAGGUGGUCAAAAAAGCGGACCUGAUAAAUAAAAACAUGGUUCACCAGGUCCAGGCAGAGAGAGAUGCAUUGGCUCUCAGCAAAAGUCCUUUCAUUGUACACUUAUACUACUCACUUCAGUCAGCUAACAAUGUCUACUUGGUGAUGGAAUAUCUUAUUGGUGGAGAUGUCAAAUCUCUUCUCCACAUAUAUGGCUAUUUUGAUGAAGAAAUGGCAGUGAAGUAUAUUUCUGAAGCGGCACUGGCUCUUGAUUACCUUCACAGGCAUGGGAUAAUCCACAGGGACCUGAAGCCAGACAACAUGCUAAUUUCUAAUGAGGGCCAUGUUAAAUUGACAGACUUCGGGCUCUCCAGAGUUACUCUGAACAGAGAGAUAAAUAUGAUGGAUAUCCUUACUACACCAUCAAUGGCUAAGCCUAAACAAGAUUAUUCGCGCACUCCAGGACAAGUGUUGUCUCUCAUCAGCUCUCUGGGUUUUUACACUCCAGUCGGUGGGAAAAUGCAAGGACCUAGUUCAAGUCUCAUGUCGUCUGGUGCUUUACAACUUUCUCGAGAAUUGGUUUCUCCCAUGUCUGUUGGUCAAAAGGAUUAUACUCCUGUUUCGAAUAAACUAUUGAAAUCAUGUCUUGAUGUUGCUGCCUUAAAUCCUGGGAUGCCAGUGAGGAGUUUAACUCCAACUCUCCUUCAAUCUAGGAAGAGAUUUGGUACCUCCAGUGCCAGUAGCCACUCACGUACGCACAUGUCCAGUAUGGAAUCAGAAUGCUGUAGCAGCCCCAGGUGGGAGAAAGAUGUACAGGAAACUGACGAUAUACUGUGUUCUGGAACAGGCAAGGCAGAGGAAAAGCUUUCUAAUACGCAAUUACUGAAUGCAAAAGACAGUACAGCCUUAAAAAAGAAGGAACUUGAGUUUGCCAUCUCUCCCAUUGGUAGCAAUGACUCUGGCUGCAGGCAUGAUGCAAAAAUUGAGCAUUUUGAUGUAGGGGACACUCCUGUGACUGCAUCAGAUGUGAAAGAUCUCGUCAGAAAAUGUCUUUCUGAAAAUAAGGCUUGGGAAGAAAAACUUGUGGAAAGAACUGGUGUGGCUAAUCAGACAGGAAAGUCUUCCAAUCGUCAGCAGUCAUGCUCAUCGUUGGUUGAUCCUGCCAAAUGCAUCAAAGAGGAGGAUGUUCUUGAAAAGCCAGGUGUAAAAAGAAGCUUUGAACUAGUUGACACCAGUCCUUUUCAAGAACUUAACUAUGUUAAAAAAAGCAAUGCAGAAUAUAAACGUGGUUGUCAAAUCUCAGAAUUUCAGGCAAACCAGAGCACAGGUUUAACAACGGAAAUCCAGUGUUUGAUGCUUUCUGGUGAUGGAGGUCUACAGGAGACCCAUAAAAAUGAAGAAAAAGCUAAGGAUUCCAUCUAUAGGCAGCAAACAUCAGAAAAGUCAGCCACUCCAAUAAUAGCUAAGAAUCUUAUGCAUGAGCUAAAUGCAGAUUGUGAAAAAGACAGUAAAAAGGAGUAUAUUAACUCUAGUUUCUUAUGCAUUGAUGAUGAAAAACCUCUUGGAAUCUUGAGUGCAGACUCUGAUUUAUCCUUCCCUGAGAUUUCUGUUACAGAGAGCCAUUUAGAAAAGCAGCUUUCAGACCUGGAUAAGAGUAUUAAAGAACUUUCCUUUGAGGAGUCAAAAACUGAGGACAUAUCAGUAAUGUCCUGUUGUCAAGAUGCCUCACCAAGAGGUGAGGAAGAGAAUAUUGUCCAGGACAGCAAGCCUUUGUGCCAUGAACAGGAUAACGUCCUGAAAUGUUUGGUUGAAACUCAUACUGACAUAAUCUCUUCUCCCUCAGAGGAGAUGAUGAAAACAUUGAACCUCCUUAAAAAAAAUGUUGUAGCUUUUCGAAGUUAUAACAGUCCAAUUAAUGUGUCCAAUGCAUCAGAGCCAUCAAGAAUUAGCAUGGCUUCUUUAGAUGUAAUGGAUCUCUCUACUGCUUGUAGUGGCUCUUACCCCAUGGCUAUUACCCCAGCACAAAAGGGAAGAUCUUAUAGGGUCUAUCAGACACCUAAUCAGGGAAAUGCUGACACACCAUAUAGGACUCCAAAGAGUGUAAGAAGAGGGGCUGCCCCAGUGGAAGGUGAACGCAUUUUAGGAACCCCAGACUACCUGGCACCUGAGUUGCUAUUAGCAAAGCCUCAUGGUCCUGCAGUAGAUUGGUGGGCUCUCGGAGUUUGCUUGUUUGAGUUUUUAACUGGAAUUCCACCCUUUAAUGAUGAAACACCACAACAAGUAUUCCAGAAUAUUUUGAAAAGAGAUAUUCCUUGGCCUGAGGGUGAAGAAAAGUUGUCCAGUAAUGCCCAAAAUGCAAUAGAUAUUCUUUUAACCAUUGACACUACAAAGAGAGCUGGACUGAAGGAGCUGAAACAUCAUCCCCUCUUUCAUGGUGUAGACUGGGAUAAUCUUCAGAAUCAAACUAUGCCUUUUGUACCUCAGCCGGUUGAUGAAACAGAUACUUCCUACUUUGAAGCUAGAAAUAAUGCUCAGCAUCUGACUGUGUCUGGAUUUAGCUUAUAGAAUCGAGAAAAUGGAUCUUUGUCCAUGGUUUUGCACAUUUGUAAACUACCGUUUAACACUAGUUUGGUCUUGGUUUUCUUACCAUAGUUUUUAAAACAGUUGAUCAGUCUGCUUUUAAUUUGUGUAUCCUUUGUUCUAAAACAAAACCACUAUACAAAAUGUUCAUUAAUUCCAAAUGACUUCUAGUUCUUUUUAUUUAUCCUACUUUCUGCACCUUAUUGAGAGCCUGUGUAUGUAUUUGUAAAGUUAGUAAUGUCACUGUCACACUUGGCAAAAUAUUUCUCUUGCUGCUGUGGAGUACUUCCAAUUUGUUGGGGCUAUUUUGCAAUUAAACACAACUGAGUGGGGGCAUAAAAUGUAUUAUUUAUCUGUCUGGAGUUCAAUAUGUUCAUAGUCACAUUUGGGAUAGGAACUUUCAGACCAAUUUAGAGCUGCAUCCAUAGUGAAAAUGGAAGUUUUUUAGGUCUCAGGGCAGUGUAAAAACAUCUUAUCCCUUUGAAUUACUCCUUAGUGGGAAGAGAAAAGAGAUGUUUUUGGCAUCCCUAGGUCACAUACACCGCCUGCUCGGCUGCUGAGAUAUCAGUGUUGUAAAAUGUAACUGUAUUUUUGCUGCUAACAUUUUUCCCCUGGCAAAUGCACAGAGUUAAGGAAGCUUAUAGCAAAUUAAAAAAAGAUAGACUUUUUGUUUAAAUUGUCAUACCAAAAGGACUUUGAAUGUGUUAUGGGAUGAUAGACUGAACAGUAUUUAUUUUAGUGACUCCUUGUUUAUUUUAAAUUUACAAGAUCUGAGUGUAUAUAUAUGACUUCUUUUCUGUGUUUCUGCCAGAUGUUAAAAAAAAAUCUUUGCUAAUGAAAACAUGAAUUAUGUAUAUUAAAGUCUAUAUAAUGUGUUGCAAAUUGAUUAAUUUGAGAACAUCAUAAAUUCAAUUUCAAUAAAACUUGAGUUAAAAUUAGGACUUUCAGUAUUAAGCAUUUUAAUGAGGGGUCUACGCUGUAUUUUAAUAUAUUGGGAAAAUACAUAGAGAUUAUCUACUGCAUUGUGGAGAUUAUGUUUCUGAUAAUGCCUGAUUUUUGUCUCUGUUAAAACUGUUUUCCUUUAUCUUAGAUGGGAAUCACUAUUAAACAUAAUUUCUUUCUUUUAGUGCUUACAAUUUCAUUCAAUUCAUUACAAGGUUUUUAGUUUCCUGCUUCAAUGUCUGCUGUGGUGGGGCGGAAGGUUCAUGCUGUACCAUGGUGUAAUCCAGCUACUGUAUCCCAAAAUUGAUCACUAUGCUAGCAAUCAUGUGGCUUUUCAGGGCAUUGACAUUUCAGACAAAGCAAGUGGAUUGAUGACCAUUCUCAUUUCCUAUGCUUCCUGGCAUACAAGGCUAGUGAAUGCAGCGUGAACUAAUCUAGAGUUGCCAGACUUCCUGCUCCAAAUAGCCAAGAAGGAUGUGAGAGGGAAGAAUCACCCUGUGUUUUGUCCCAGAAGCCACACAAGAGAUCAGACAGUUGCAAAAUGUCACAAAAUUACAAUUGUCAAGACAUGUGAAAACAUGGUAUGAUGAUCACAUUGGAAUGUUGGGAUGUGACACUAUAGUUCGUCGCAUUGAUUGAAAUGUCCCCCAAUUUCUGCAUAUUUGCAGAUCACUGAAUCUAGUUUGUGCAUGUAGCAGCAAUUUAAAUGGUGACAGUUUUCUAAAUAUUGACUCUAAUAGGUAUUUAUUACUUCACAUGAUUAACAGAGGACUAUUUCUGUCAGUGAGAUAAAGAAGCUGCAGAUCAUAACAGGUCCUUUAUUGUAAGAGAAAUGUAGCAUUUGUAGCCAAAUACCCCAAACCCUUAAAAAAAAAAAAAAAAAAA